Erythranthe guttata (spotted monkey flower) is the source of this 1199-nucleotide messenger RNA. The record is from RefSeq and is a predicted model, not a curated record. NCBI's taxonomy places the organism in Eukaryota, Viridiplantae, Streptophyta, Magnoliopsida, Lamiales, Phrymaceae.
UGCUUGUUUUUUACUUUUUUUUUAAUCUGCUCUAUGCAAUACGGCGUCGUUUCUGCGUCCUCCCCCUCGCCGCUCACCACCGCCGGUCAGCACCGCCGCUUCAAUCGAUGCUGGGCCCAGAGCCCCCACCCACCGUUAAAUCAAUUAUUCUGGGAACCAAACCUAAAGUCCCCACACACACUCCAUCUCCAUUCCUUCACCGAAGAAAUUUCCUCUCUCAAACCCUAAUUCGAUUUCACCCCCUUCUUCACUUGCAAACCGAUCUCGAUUGAUUAUCUGUAUUGUGACACAGGGUGAUAUAAUUUUGGAAAAAAAACGAAGAUGGUGUCGGCGAAUAGGGAGAUGGUGGUGUACUGCUUCGACGCACUGGUGGCCCACUACAACGGCGACGAAGCUCCUCCUCCCACUUUCGACGAGGGUCAGCACCCGUUGUUUGUGACUUGGAAGAACGCCGUCAAUGGUGGGGAGCCUCGCUUACGUGGAUGCAUAGGGACUUUGGAGGCUCGCUGCAUAGUUAAUGGUUUCAAGGAUUAUGCUUUAACAAGUGCCCUCAGGGACCGCAGGUUCCCCCCGAUACAAGCUAAAGAGCUGCCUAACUUGGAAUGUACAGUUUCCAUCCUGACCAACUACGAACCUGCUCGUGACUACCUCGACUGGGAGGUGGGAAAGCAUGGCAUAAUUAUUGAAUUUGCUGAUCCCGAUUACAACACUAGGCGAAGCGCCACCUAUUUGCCUGAGGUUGCUGCUCAUGAAGGGUGGACGGUGAUCGAAGCAAUCGACUCGUUGAUUAGAAAGGCAGGUUACAGUGGGAAAAUCACUGGACAGCUGCGAAAGAGUAUUCAACUUACUCGUUACCAGAGCACACUAUUCACCAUGCACUAUGGCGACUAUGUUGCCUAUGUGAAGACAAUUCGAGGUGCUGCCCCGACUAUUAAUGGGGCAAAACCGACCAAUUAUUGAUAAGCUUCUUUUACUUUAUUUAACCUUCCGUUCGGAUUCGGGAAGGUAAUUUCAUUUAAAACAAAACAAAAAGAAAUUAUGGAUGCAACUAAUUAUUGUACCCAUUCUGCUCAAUAAUUAUUUUACUUAUUGUGUUGUUUUAAUGUUGUAUUUGGUACAUGAAUUGUGUUUAAAUCUAGGAACAAAGGUGCUAUGUUGUAAAACUUUGUGGUCUUGUAAUAUAAUUUUACAAUUUGUUA